CAAAAUGGCACUUACAUUGCGAUCGCUGUCUGCAGCAAGGCAAACCCUCAAGAAGAUCAGGAGCAUUGAUCUGUGCAUGGUUUGUCCACUGCUUUUUUUGAAUCUGAAGUUUGUCAGAACUUAAGAUUAUUGAGACGUUUCAAAAAUAAAAUUUCAUUUUCAUAAAUACAAAAACUUCCAUACUUUUUUAGUUCCGAAAUGCUCGUUAUUUGACUACGACUACCGAAGCCAAGCACCGAAGUUUCAAUAACAAGGAGAAUAAGGAAAGCAAGGGAAAGAAAAACAAGUCUAUCAUUUUUAGUGGUAUUCAACCUACAGGUCAGCCUCACUUGGGCAAUUAUCUCGGCGCGAUUUCAAAUUGGGUCAAACUUCAGGAACAAGCACAUCAUGCGAACGAAACCUUACUCUUCAGUGUCGUGGAUCUUCAUGCUCUCACCAUGCCUCAGGAUCCAAAGAAACUUAGAAAGGAGCGAAGAGAAAUGGCUAUCACAUUGUUGGCCUGUGGUAUCGACCCUAAGAAAUGCAUCCUAUUUGAGCAAUCCAAGGUUCCAGCACACACAGCUUUAACAUGGAUCUUAAAUUGCAUGACUCCUGUCGGUUGGCUCGCGCGAAUGACACAGUGGAAGUCAAAACUUGGAAUCCACAGAGGUUCACAAAGUUUGGAAGAUGUCAGUGCUACAGAGGGAUUACAGCUCGGACUCUUUGCAUAUCCAGUCCUCAUGGCAGCCGACGUUUUACUCUACAGAGCCGACAAAAUCCCAGUGGGAGAAGAUCAAGUCCAGCAUCUGGAGCUUGCCCGCGAUAUUGCUCAAAUCUUCAAUAAGAAUGUGAAGAACGAUUUUUUCCCCCUUCCAAGACCAGUAAUCACCGAGACUAAAAGAAUCAUGUCUUUACGAGACCCCACAAAGAAAAUGUCCAAAUCAGAUUCAUCCAGCCAGAGUCGUAUUCACCUGGUUGAUUCACCAGCUGAAAUUUCUUCAAAAAUCAAGCGUGCUGUCACGGAUUCGACCCGUGGUAUCUCCUACGACCGACUCAGACGGCCUGCAGUUGCCAAUCUGAUCGAGAUCUAUGCUACUAUGAAACAUAUUAGUAUUGAAGAUGUUGUUCAGGAGCAUGCAGAGUCCACCACGGCUGUUUUCAAAGAAGCCCUUGCAGAUGUGAUCAUCUCUUCUCUCAAGCCUAUUCAGGAGGAAAUAGCUCUUUUAGAAAAAGAUGAUGGGUAUAUCCAGUCUGUGCUUGACCAAGGAGCCGAACGGGCUUCUGAAAUUGCUCAAGCUAAUCUCAGUGAGAUUCAGAGGCUGGUUGGACUUCUUUAGAAUUUUUUUUAUAUAUACUUCGAAUUGAACCGCAC
This is a messenger RNA of Lobosporangium transversale, 1351 nucleotides long. Its product is annotated as tryptophanyl-tRNA synthetase. Gene Ontology annotation, biological process: mitochondrial tryptophanyl-tRNA aminoacylation. The coding region runs from base 438 to 1316 and encodes 292 amino acids. NCBI's taxonomy places the organism in Eukaryota, Fungi, Mortierellomycota, Mortierellomycetes, Mortierellales, Mortierellaceae. The transcript is spliced from 5 exons. Gene Ontology annotation, cellular component: mitochondrion; mitochondrial matrix. The record is from RefSeq and is a predicted model, not a curated record. Gene Ontology annotation, molecular function: tryptophan-tRNA ligase activity; ATP binding.